Messenger RNA from Lucilia sericata (common green bottle fly), 711 nucleotides. RefSeq names its product tafazzin homolog. Gene Ontology annotation, cellular component: mitochondrial membrane. Lineage: Eukaryota; Metazoa; Arthropoda; Insecta; Diptera; Calliphoridae. Gene Ontology annotation, molecular function: 1-acylglycerophosphocholine O-acyltransferase activity. Gene Ontology annotation, biological process: cardiolipin acyl-chain remodeling; inner mitochondrial membrane organization. The coding region runs from base 11 to 676 and encodes 221 amino acids. The transcript is spliced from 4 exons. The record is from RefSeq and is a predicted model, not a curated record.
UACAGUUUUUAUGAAUAAAACAAAAGUUUAUAAUAGAGAAAGACUGAUAGAAGCCGUGGCUAAACGACCACCCGGUGUACCCUUAGUAACCGUAUCAAAUCAUCAUUCAUGUUUUGAUGAUCCCGGUCUUUGGGGUGUUUUACCAGUGCGUUACGUUUGUAAUUCCUUUAAAAUUAGAUGGUCUAUGGCAGCCCAUGAUAUUUGUUUUACAAAUAAAUAUCAUUCAACAUUUUUUAUGUUUGGUAAAUGCAUUCCCGUAAUACGUGGCCAAGGUGUCUAUCAAGAUGCUGUCGAUAUUUGUGUACAAAAAGUAAAAUUGGGACACUGGGUACAUGUGUUUCCUGAGGGUAAAGUGAAUAUGACUAAAGAAGAAAUGCGCCUGAAAUGGGGUGUUGGUCGUAUUAUCUAUGAAUCUUCCAAAGUGCCUAUAAUUAUACCCAUGUGGCAUGAGGGCAUGGAUGAUGUGCUGCCAAAUGUGGAACCCUAUAUCCUUAAAUGGGGCAAAAGAGUAACGGUUAAUAUUGGCAAACCGAUUGAUAUGAAUGAUUUUAUAAACGAUUUAAAAAGUAGAAAUGUUCCUGAACCGGAGGCUAGAAAAUUAAUAACCGAUAAAAUACAAGAAGUAUUUCAUAAUUUACGCUUAGAAACCGAAGAGCUUCAUAAAAAACACAAAUAGAAUUCGAUGUAAAUUGUUGUUUGUAUCUUUUUUUU